AUGGGGAGCUCCUGCAUCAGGUUCAGAUGGCCAAGCUCUACCCUGACGACAAGCAGUUUGUAGACAUGUCACUGUCCGCAUCUCCAGACCAAGUCCUGCAGAGUUUCAGCGCUCUGGCCGCGGCCCACAACCAUGGCAUCCCCAAGCAGCAGCUGCAGGAGUUCGUCCAGCAAUACUUCCAGCCUGUGGGGCAGGAGCUGCUGCCCUGGACCCCUGAGGACUGGAAAGAGAGCCCCCAGUUCCUGCAGAAGAUCUCAGAUUCCAAGCUGCGCGCCUGGGCAGAGGAACUGCACCAGAUCUGGAAGAAGCUGGGAAAGAAGGGACUCCUACCGGGUCAGAGAGGGUCUGCUCCUCUCUGAGAUGGCAGAGACAGUGAGAGGCAUGCUGCAGAACUUCCUGGACCUGGUCAAGACCUAUGGGCAUAUCCCCAACGGUGGACGUAUAUACUACCUGCAACGGACACCCCCACUCCUGACCCUCGUGAUGAAUCGAUACCUGACUCACAGCAACAAUAGCACCUUCCUUUGGGAAAACAUCGAGACCCUGGCCUUGGAACUGGACUUCUGGACUGUGAACAGGACUGUCUCUGUGAACUUGGGAAGAGAAAGUCACAUCCUGAAUCGAUAUUAUGUCCCUUAUGGGGGACCCAGGCCAGAGUCCUACAGCAAAGACGAGGAGUUGGCAAACACCUUGCCGAAAGGGGACCCAGAGGCUUUGUGGGCUGAGCUCAAGGCUGGCGCUGAGUCAGGCUGGGAUUUCUCUUCCCGCUGGCUGGUUGGAAGCCCACACCCUGACUUACUCAGCAGCAUCCAAACCAGCAAACAGGUGCCCGUUGACCUGAAUGCCUUCCUGUGCCAGGCAGAGGAGCUGAUGAGCAGCUUCUAUUCCAGACUGGGGGACGACGCCCAGGCUGCCAAGUACAAAAGCUUGCGAGCCCAGCGCAUGGCCGCCAUGCAGGCUGUCCUGUAGGAUGAGCAGAAGGGUGCCUGGUUCAACUAUGACCUUGAGAACAGGAAGAAGAACCUCGAGUUCUAUCCAUCCAACCUCACCCCGCUCUGGGCCGGCUGCUUCUCUGACCCUGGUGUUGUGGACAAGGCUCUGAAAUACCUGGAGGACAGCCAGAUCCUGACCUACCAGUAUGGGAUCCCCACCUCUCUCCGGAACACAGGCCAGCAGUGGGACUUCCCUAAUGGCUGGGCCCCUCUCCAGGACCUGGUCAUCAGAGGCUUGGCCAAGUCAUCUUCACCUCGGACCCAGGAAGUGGCUUUCCAGCUGGCCCAGAAUUGGAUUCGAACCAACUUUGACGUCUACUCACAAAAGUCAGCCAUGUAUGAGAAGUAUGACAUCAGCAAUGGACAGCCGGGCAGUGGAGGGGAGUAUGAAGUUCAGGAGAGGUUUGGCUGGACCAACGGAGUGGCCCUGAUGCUCCUGGACCACUAUGGUGACCGGCUGACCUCAGGGACCCAGCUGGCUCUCCUGAUGCCCCACUGCCUGGUGGCCACCUUUCUGUUCCACCUCCUGCUGAGCUUCUUGUCAUAGUGACCACAGUGGCCUCAAGGACUGAGCAGGAGGGUGGCGUCACUCCCACGUCUGCCCCCAUCUGGCUCCAACUCCUACCUUAUUAAACCUCUGCACCUGGCCUAGUGUGGUGCUGGCCUGUAAUCCCAGCACUCUGCAAGGCUGAGACAGGACCCCAGCCUGGGUAACUUAAAAAGACCCUGUCUCAAAUAAAACAUUAAAAAAGGCAGGCCUGGGUUCAAUCCCAAGUACCAGCAAAAAAAGAAAAACAAGAAACACCUUCCCUUCCUUCUGCUUCUGACCUCCUUCCUACUUUAUCCUCUGUCCUAUGUGUAUGUAGGGCAGGGCAGUGACAUGGAUGGCAGGGGGUGGGACCUGGGUC
This is a messenger RNA of Heterocephalus glaber (naked mole-rat), 1900 nucleotides long. The record is from RefSeq and is a predicted model, not a curated record. Lineage: Eukaryota; Metazoa; Chordata; Mammalia; Rodentia; Bathyergidae.